AUGAAUUUCGAUGACCUCGUGGAAGGAAUGGAUUCCGAAGUGGAAUGCUCACAACCGUUGAGCCCCCAUAGAGAUAUAAUCCAGAAGCUGGAUGCCAUUGAGACCCGUCUCACUGCCAUUGAAAAGUCCCUAACAGACAAAAUGCCAGAAAAGGCCGAGUUGCAGGCACAAAGUAAACUAUUGCGCGGAUGCCGCGUCAUAGCUGCAAAGACGCACCAUUCAAUUAGCCGCAUCACCGGUGACUUGGAGGACGAGCAUUACGUGGAGCUCGCUUCGAAACUGCCCAUGCCAUGGGAAGAGCACGUGCGCUUCGUGGAAGACAAACUUUCACAAAAGGAAAGCACGGAUGCUAUGAUGCGGCUAAUAUUGAAGUCAAAGGGCGCAAAAGGCAGUGUGGACGGCGUACUGCGUGGUAUGUUUUCUGACGAUCUAAUGUACCACUACAAUGUAGAGGGGCGCAAGGAGAAGGAAUCCCUACUAAAGCUAAAGUGCGUAGGCUUAGUUUUUGAUAGGUUUUUUAACUUAUAACGCUUCAUUUUAGAUAUAUUUCCUGACAAGGAUAAAAACACUAUCUGUGGCCUUAAGC
Messenger RNA from Bactrocera neohumeralis, 586 nucleotides. RefSeq lists its product as uncharacterized. The transcript is spliced from 5 exons. Bases 1 to 528 code for a protein of 175 amino acids. The record is from RefSeq and is a predicted model, not a curated record. NCBI's taxonomy places the organism in Eukaryota, Metazoa, Arthropoda, Insecta, Diptera, Tephritidae.